Kwoniella botswanensis is the source of this 621-nucleotide messenger RNA. RefSeq lists its product as uncharacterized. Lineage: Eukaryota; Fungi; Basidiomycota; Tremellomycetes; Tremellales; Cryptococcaceae. The record is from RefSeq and is a predicted model, not a curated record. The coding region runs from base 1 to 621 and encodes 206 amino acids. The transcript has 6 exons.
AUGUCAGAAACAUUCUCAAACGUGACUCUCGAUGACAGCUCGCCAGCGAUCGUAUAUAUAGGGGAUUGGGAUGGUGAGAUCCAUCAGGGUGAUCCACUGGUAUCUGAAUAUUCAAAUAUGACAUUCCACGCUUCCAACAAGUUGGGCGAUUCGGCGAGUUUCCAUUGGACCGGUGGUCAGGUUUGGUUAUUCGGUGCAUUCAGAGCUAACCAUGGCUGGUUUUCCAUCACUCUCGACGGAAUGGAAAAGCAGUAUUUCGACGGUCAAAAAGAUCCCGACGCGUUCCAACAAGUCAUGUUCCAAAGUGGUGAUCUAGAAGUUGGGGAACAUGAGUUGGUAUUAUUGAAUGAAGCGGACCAUGAGAACAAGGAUCCGGCACUAUCUUGGGUCGACCUGGAUUAUAUUAUCGUACAGGCUGAUCAGGCGCAAUUCGACCCGUCUUCGAGUAGUUUCUCCACCGUUAACAUGAUAACCACCGGAACACCAAGAGUGCAAGCUGUGAUGCCGCCCACUGGUACCCCCAAACCCGUUUACAUAUCAAGUGCUCCCGGAGAGCCGACAUUGGGAUUGACAGGGAUUUUUGGAUUGUUGGUACCAUUGCUGUGCUACAUAGUGAGAUAG